Molecule: messenger RNA, 1548 nt
Organism: Rotaria sordida
Lineage: Eukaryota; Metazoa; Rotifera; Eurotatoria; Philodinida; Philodinidae
Source: the annotation of a GenBank genome assembly
AUGAAUUGUAAUAAUUGGAAUAAAUGUACUGGUGUUCGAUAUCGACUUAGUUCAAGAGUAAAUAAUGAAUAUAAUCAAUCAGCUAUAAUAGAUAAUUGUGAUACAAAGAUUCCAUUAUGUGUUGAAAAAUCUUUUUAUCAAUGUAAAAAUGAUGUUGGUCAAGAAUGUUGUGUAGAAGUAUGUGGUAAUUGUUGUGAUCCAAUAAAAUUAUCAAAUAGUGGUUUUGUAAAGAAUAUGAAUAUAAAUAAUUCUGUAAAAUCAACAUGCAACACUAAAAUUAAUUUGUCAUGUUCAACUCCUACAGAUUCAUAUCGAAAUCAGUUUGCAUUAUCAAACAUAUUUGAUAAUAAACAUAAAUAUAUUGAUUAUAUUGUUACAAAUGUUCUUCGACAAGUUGUUAAUCAUAUAUCACUUGAUACUUUACAUCAAUUAUCUUAUUCUUUACCACAAAAUAUUGAACGAAUUCUUUGUCAUACUGAUAUUGAUUCGGAUCGUUUAAUACGAAUUCUUGUUACUGAAGUUCUUAAAUGUUAUUGUAUGGAUGCUGGACAUCUCACCGAUUGGUAUGCAUUUGCUAAUUCAAUUAAGUCUUUUCUUUCAUCAACAAAAGUACUACAAGAUGAUAAUGAUAAUCAAAAAACAGAUGAUACCAGAAAUCAAACAUCAUCAUUUGUUAAGAAAGAAAAACGUUUGCAGAAUAAUGCUUUUAAGAAAAUUGUAACACCAUCAAAAGAUGCUAAAAUACCAUUUAUUAAUCGAACAUCUUCAAGUGAAAUAAUAUCCGAAACGAAUAGCAUGACUCCAAUAGGUAGACAAUCAAAAACAAAAUCAAAACAAAACAUUAUUGUUGAUAAAAAUAAAAAGAUUGAUCAUCAUGAAUCUCUUCCAUUUCGUAAAAAAUCAACAAAUAGAUCUCAAAUACAACAUCAAUUAUCUUCAAAUUCUUAUCAUUAUAAUCACGAAUCUGAUAAAAAUAGUAAUCGAUCAUUAUCGAGAAAUUCUAUACGGCUACCAAUUCAUCAUAAACAUAAACAUAAACAUAGAAAUGUUUAUAAUCAUCAUACAACAACAAGUUUUGAUACACCAUCAUCAUCUUCAUUGUCAUCUAACAUGUCUGCCUCUACCAAAGAACUCAUUCAAAAUUAUAAACAAACAUCGAUUGAAAAUAAUAAUUUAAAUUCGACUAAAACAAAACAAAUAAAAUCAUCUGAUCACCUUACACAGAAACAAAUGCUUGUAUUUAAACGUAUGAAAUCUUCUGAUAAAACUGCUAGACAUUAUCAUCAAAUUAAAAUUCCUUCAGUUGAAUUAUCUUUACAUGAUAGAACAAUAUCAUCCACAAAUAAUCAAAAUCAAAUAUCUUGUUUACGAAAUAAAAUCGAAAUGAAUCAAGAUUCGAUUGUAGAUAAUUAUCAAUUGUCAUCAUCAAAAGAUCUUAACAAAUCUAAUAUAUUAUUAAAUAAUAAUCAAGUUCGAUCGAAUACAAAUUCGAUAUCGAAAAACAUAAGAAUCAAUCAUUAUCCAAAUAUGUUGGCAGAUUUUGAUUAA